Molecule: messenger RNA, 2919 nt
Organism: Pseudoliparis swirei
Lineage: Eukaryota; Metazoa; Chordata; Actinopteri; Perciformes; Liparidae
Product: BTB/POZ domain-containing protein KCTD1-like
Biological process (GO): protein homooligomerization; negative regulation of DNA-templated transcription
Cellular component (GO): nucleus
Molecular function (GO): transcription factor binding; transcription corepressor activity
Source: RefSeq, a predicted model, not a curated record
UUAAAACAAAGUGUAGGGGCAUAGCUUAUCGAUUAAACACUACUCGGUACCGGCAGAUACCCAAAGCCCAGGGUGCAUCCCUCCAAGUGUUCUGUGAGGGACAGGCUGCUGUCUACAUGAUGUCUCCUCACAGAGGUCACUUGAGUUAUUAAGUUAUUAUUCAUAUCCUUCACCAAUGAUGAAAAAGAGUAUUUAUGCAUUCCGGGCAACUGGAAAUGAUCUCACUGGCUGCUUUUGGGAAGAUUAUGAUCAGGCAGGUGCUCGUGUGCGUUCGUGGGGGGAGGGUGUCACAGGGGGCACUUGAGUGGGUGGGUCACCACUCGGGUGUUUUUUGUUGUUGUUAUUGUUAUUGUUGUUUUCACUGAACUUUGGACUUUGUGGGUCUGUCGUGUCGACUUGACCUGCUGCUGAGGAGGGCGGUGGAAUAAACACCGCGGCGAAAGAGCAAAGGCCAAAUGUGACGGGUAUACAUAGACGAUCCCUUCUUUUAUUUAGUGGCAUGUGCGUGUGUGCGCGCGUGUGUUGGGAAGGAUUUGUUUUAUUCCGAAAAUGCGACACUCAUAGCCUACCUGCAGCUGAAAACAGCGACAGCCCAGAAGAGCCGCAGGCUCUCCGAUGCUAAUGUUGUCGGGGGCUUUGCCUUCUCCCAGCCAUUGCGAGGCAGCAGCUCCGUGUGACAGCCUCGGCGCCGCUCUCCCCCCGGUGCUCUCUCUCUCUCUCUUUCUCUCUCUCUCUCGCCUUUCCGCGUUCUGCAAGGCGCGUCUGAAAACAGCCCACCGCGUCUCUCUCUCUCUCUCCGGCGCCCCGAACGCCCGCGCGCGCCGCCAUGGACGAGACGGACAUCAUGGACCUUACGCAUCAGAAAGCGAGGAAGCGACCGCGUCCAAUCAGUUCCGCGGACGAGUCAGUGCACGCGGCGGCGCACAAACGGCUGCCGAUGCGAGCGGCGGAGUGCCGGGAGCCGUCGCUCAUGUACGCGGGGAGAGGAGAGCCGGUCCACGCGGCGUCUCUCAAGCAAAACGACCACUCGUUGACCUCCUCUCCGAACCAUGUGAUGCCGCCGCAGGAUCAUCGCUCCAGCAUGUCCCGGCCCAUGAUCACUCGAUCACCGGUGUCUCCCUUGAGCAACCAGGGCAUCCCAACCGCCGCGCAGCUCACCAAGUCCAAGCCCGUGCACAUCGAUGUGGGCGGGCACAUGUACACCAGCAGUCUGGCCACCUUGACAAAAUUCCCCGAAUCCCGAAUCGGCCGUCUCUUUGAUGGCACAGAGCCUAUAGUCCUGGACAGCCUGAAGCAGCACUACUUCAUUGACAGGGAUGGACACAUGUUCCGCUACAUUCUCAACUUCCUCAGGACGUCCAAGCUCCUCAUCCCAGACGACUUCAAAGACUACAGCCUGCUGUACGAGGAGGCGCGGUACUUCCAGCUGCAGCCCAUGCUGGCCGAGCUGGAGAGCUGGCGCCAGGACCAGGAGCUGAGCCGCGUGUCGCGCCCCUGCGAGUGCUUGGUGGUGCGCGUGGCGCCCGACCUGGGCGAGAGGAUCACGCUCAGCGGCGACAAGGCCCUGAUCGAAGACGUGUUCCCGGAGAUCGGCGACGUCAUGUGCAACUCUGUCAACGCCGGCUGGAACCACGACUCCACGCACGUCAUCCGCUUCCCACUCAACGGGUACUGCCACCUCAACUCUGUCCAGGUUCUCGAGCGCCUCCAGCAACGCGGCUUCGAGAUAGUCGGCUCCUGCGGCGGAGGCGUGGACUCGUCCCAAUUCAGCGAGUACGUCCUGAGGAGGGAGCUGAGGAGGACGAGUCAGCGAGGCUCCAAUUCAAACAGGAUAAAGCAGGAGCAGCUGGACUAGAAGCCUCCCGGGCAGCAGGAGGCGCUAGACUUUUUCCCCGUGGCGGCCGAGAGCUCGACGCUGCGGAGCUCUGUGGACUCUGUUCUUUCUUCGUUUCCUUGUUGAUGUUUUUUGUUUUCUUAAACUUGAGAACCAUCGAGAGAAUAAAAAAUAACUAAAUGAGGUGCAACAGGAGAUUUCUUUGCCAUAAGAAGAUACAAGACAUUUGAUAAGUUUGAGAUUGCAAGGUCAUUUAUGAAUGUCGAGCCCCCAUAAACCAAUUAAUAAAGGAUUUAUAUAUAUAUACGCUGGAUCCCCAAACAAAGUUUGUUUUAAAACUUGGAGCCUACAUUAGGUUGAAUAUGAUUUCUAUUAUCGCCAUUUAAAUUUAAAAAAGGCGUUUAUUGCUCACGUAGUAUCUUGCAUUUGAUUUUGAUGUCUCACUGGCUCAGUCUGUUUUUACCCCUCGCUGUAAAAAGGUCACUAAUGUGUUGCUUACAGUACAGAAGUCUCAGUUGUCAUACACAGUUAGUUUUAAACAAAUCAUCUUUUUUCACAAUUAACAUGAUGUUGAAUAUUGUGAUACCAAUGAAGUGUUUUCCUUGUUUGUUUGUUUUUACUUUAAUGAAAGUUAUUUAAUUGGAUUAUGCCAUGAAAUAGUUGAAAUUAGCAUCGUCAAAAUUAAAACGUGCCGGACCAUUCUGUACGCAGUAAAGAAAAUACUUUAGUAAAUUAUAAGUUCGCACCAUUUGCCUAGUAUGAGCCACUCGCCCCCAUGUGCUACCUUUGGGAUUAUUGAAUUGGAUCAUAAUAUUCAUAAUAGUCAUGACCUGUACAUUUUAUCAUUGUGUAUGUGUUAGUGUUUUUUACAUUGAAUCUUUUAAAAGCACAUUUGUUCCCCUCAGACGUUACUCAACAGAUUAUUGUACCACCCACUCCAAGAUCACUUUUACUUGUAGCACAUAUUGAUAUGAAGUUGGAUAUAUAAAGUAUUUCUAACAUGACUGACCAACCUACGCCCCCUAGAUUUGAAUAAAGAGGAAUGUAGAAAAGAACAAAAGUGAAAUAAAUCUCAACUAAAGUUG